Closterium sp. Naga37s-1 is the source of this 1209-nucleotide messenger RNA. The record is from the annotation of a GenBank genome assembly. Lineage: Eukaryota; Viridiplantae; Streptophyta; Zygnematophyceae; Desmidiales; Closteriaceae.
AUGCAGGGGCGAGUAGGGGACGGACCUGCAGGAGCCGGUGCUUGUUUCGUCGGGAGGUUUCUUUCAGUAGCGGCGCCGACAUCCCGUCAAUCGUUCCGUUACAGUGGCGGUCGACCCCCUCCUUCUGGGCAGACGCCGCAGGAGAGUGGCAGUGAGGAGGAGGAUGAGGAGGAGGUGGGUGAGGGCGCGGAGGAUGAGGACGAUGAGGGGAGCGGGGAUGACAGUGAGGUCGGGUGGGAUCCCGAGACGCAUGGCGGUGGGGAAGGGGGGGGUGAUGAUGAUGAAGACCACGAGAUGGAUGGGUUGGAGCCAGAGGAGGUGGAGGAGGAGGUGGGAGAGGGUGGUAGAGGGGCGGCGACAGAGGCGGCCUCACAGCAUGUCGCUGAAGGAGGAGGGAGCGUGGGGGUGGGGGUUAAGGUGGGGAGAAAGCGGGCGUUCGUUGCGGGGCCGAAGCGGAGGAAGAGGGCGAACAAGUUGAGGGAGCGAACAACUGUGCCAAUCCGUCUCCAAUCCAUCCCCUUGCCGUUGAAAACCCUCUCUUUCAUCGUCUCCACCCCCCUCCAGUUUCGGGAGCUAUUGAUCCUGCUAAACCACAACUGCGCGCAGAAGAACUUCAUCCCCUCACGCUGUACGGUAUCCUGCGACACCGUGGUCUUUGCAACAGCCGCUCUAGAGUCCGCCAUUGCGGAGAUGCUGGCGAAGGAGGGGGAGUUGGGGUGCAAGGUGUCGUUCACCAUCGACAUGUGGACGGCACCCAACGGCAAGGCAUGGCUAGUGGUGACGGGUCACUGGAUAGACGAGAACUUCCAGCUGCGCACAGCAGUGCUUGAGUUCCGCGAAAUGCUCGGGCGUCAUGGGGGCAAGGAGAUGGCGCAGGUGGUAGAGGAGACGUUUGUGCAGUGGGGGUUGGAGGGGCGUUGUCUUGGUUUCACGACAGACAACGCCUCUAUCAACAUUGCCGCCUUCAGGCGGAUGUCGGAGGAGGGUGGUGGUCAGUGCUUCUUCAACUCCCGCAUGCACUUCCGGUGCUUGGCACACGUGAUCAACCUUGCAGUGCAGGCGGCGCUGGCUGUGGAUUCCAUACGACGGUUGUUGAAGAUACUGAGAGAGAACCCCAUCACAGUCUUCUUUGCCCAGACACAGAGCUUGUUGAAGGCCGACAAGAAGAAGGUCGAGAGUCUGCGCCUGACAGACGCGGACUGGUGUUAG